Paramisgurnus dabryanus is the source of this 777-nucleotide messenger RNA. NCBI's taxonomy places the organism in Eukaryota, Metazoa, Chordata, Actinopteri, Cypriniformes, Cobitidae. The record is from RefSeq and is a predicted model, not a curated record.
AUGAAGAUGGGACACGCUGCGACCUUACCCUGCAGAAAAGGUGGUACGUAUGUCACUGAGCUUCAUGAAUGGUUCAGGAAAUUUCUGAAUGAGUGUCCCAGUGGACAGAUCACCCUCCAUGAGUUCAGGCGUCACUUCUGCAAUGGCACUGUGGGAAAAGAGUCGGCGGAGUACGCGGAGCAGAUAUUCCGCACGCUGGAUAACAAUGAGGAUGGGGUUGUGGACUUCAGAGAGUAUGUGACAGCUAUCAGUAUGCUUAUUGAGGGCUCAACAGUGGAAAAGCUUCGCUGGUCCUUUAAACUCUAUGACAAAGACAAAGAUGGAGCCAUAACACGGUCAGAGAUGCUUGAAAUCAUGCAGGCUGUGUACAAAAUGAGUGUAGCAGCAUCAUUGACCAAACCUGAUCCAUUGACUGCUGAAGAGUGCACUAAUAGGAUAUUUCAACGGCUGGACAAAGAUAACAAUGCUGUAAUCAGUCAAGAGGAAUUCAUUGAAGGGGCAUUGAAUGACGAAUGGAUCAGAGAAAUGCUGGAGUGUGAUCCAAACACAGUGAAGAUGGAGAGGCCUCUAAAAGGGCACACAGUUCUCUAAAGCAGGGGUUUGCCAACAUAGGAAAAACAAAAAAGUUUCUUUUUUUUUAUUGAUUAGUUUUAUUUUUAUUGUCAUUUUAUUAAUGACAUGUAAGUUUCAUUGCAAAAUAAUUUAUGAUAUAUCAUAUCAAAUCAUGGUCACUGCCAGAGAUAAAAACAUAAAUUGUCAAUUUACUGUAUUUUCACU